Molecule: messenger RNA, 702 nt
Organism: Hirsutella rhossiliensis
Lineage: Eukaryota; Fungi; Ascomycota; Sordariomycetes; Hypocreales; Ophiocordycipitaceae
Exons: 1
Coding region: 1-702 (233 amino acids)
Source: RefSeq, a predicted model, not a curated record
AUGUCCCCCUUUUCCCUCGUGGGCAACCUCACGGCCGUCCUGGCCGCCUUGGCCAUCGGGUCUCGCCAUGCCUCGGCCUCGCUAGACGUCCAGGCUCCAGACGGCGGCGACGUCGCGCCAGAGGUGGCCCAGAUGGACAUGGAGCAGCCAGCAAGCUCCUCGCUGCUCAGGUACGGCCACUGCUACUCCAUCCAGACGACAAGCGGCCAGGUCCUGGGCCACCAGCCGUCGGCGUGGAACUAUCUGCGCUUCGGGACCGGCACCAAGACGGCCCAUUUCAAGGUCUGCCAGAACGUCGGCCACUGCACCGCCCCAAACACCCACCACCAGACGCUGCCCAACCGCUCGCGCUUCUGGCUCUUCGACGUCGGCGGCAACCGCUACUCGCCCAACGGCCACCUGGUCGCCGCGAACUCGCCCCCCUUUGGCUCCAACCGCAACACGUAUCCCGCCGGCGGCGCCUACCGCUACUACAUCAACUUCUGGGGAGACAACGACUGUGCCGAUUCCGACACUCGUCUCCUGGGCAGGUGUCCCAUCAAGCUGCGCGUCGACAACCUCCGUGACGACCAGGGCUUGACCAUUGUCGAUCGGUAUCUCAGGACGGCUCCUUCAAAGGACAAAUACAUCACCGUCACUUUUCACGAAGCAAGGUGCCCCCAGAAGCAGGACGUUUCUGACGUGUCAGACGCGGAGCUUUAA